AUGUCGUCCCCUUCGCCAUCUUUGCGGAAAAGAACCGGAAAGAAGGAGGCUUACACUGCAUUGCCUUCCGAUGAUGGCUCUUUGAUCCCCGUUGCGCCGGUCAAAAAGUCGGAAUGGGACUAUUGGCUGGCCAUAGUCAUCCUUACCCUUCUGGCUUUCGCGACGCGAUUCUACCGCAUUGACUAUCCUAACGAGGUUGUCUUUGAUGAAGUCCACUUCGGAAAGUUCGCUUCCUAUUACCUCCAACGCACCUAUUUCUUCGAUGUGCACCCACCUUUUGGAAAGCUGCUGUUUGCCCUCGUGGGCUGGUUGGUUGGAUUUGAUGGAAGUUUCCUUUUUGAGAACAUUGGCGACUCCUAUAUCGAAAACAAUGUGCCCUACCUCGCCCUGCGCGCACUUCCGGCCACCCUGGGCACCCUGACUAUUCCUGUGGUGUUCCUCAUCAUGUGGGAGUCUGGUUACUCUUUGCCUGCCUGUGUCCUUUCUGCGGGUCUGAUGGUGUUUGACAACGCUCACGUGGGCGAAGACCGUCUGAUCCUCUUGGAUGCGACCCUCGUGCUGUCCAUGGCGCUCAGUGUUCUGUGCUACGUCCGGUUCUACAAGCUGCGUCACGAACCAUUUGGUCGGAAGUGGUGGAAGUGGCUCUUGCUGACUGGCUUCUGUCUGAGCUGCGUUAUCUCCACCAAAUACGUCGGUUUCUUCACCUUCGUGACCAUUGGUGCCGCCGUCCUGAUCGACCUGUGGAACCUCCUUGAUAUCAAGCGUGAACAAGGAGCUCUGAGCAUGAUCACCUGGGGCAAGCACUUUGUUGCUCGCGCUGUUGGACUCGUUGUUAUUCCAUUCCUUUUCUACCUGUUUUGGUUCCAGGUCCACUUUGCUAUUCUUACUCGCUCCGGUCCGGGUGACGACUUUAUGACACCCGAAUUCCAGGAGACCUUGAGCGACAACCAAAUGACUGCGCAGUCUGUUGGAAUCCAAUACUUCGACACCAUCACCAUGCGCCACAAGGACACCAAGGUCUUCCUCCACAGCCACUGGGACAAGUACCCUCUGCGCUAUGAUGAUGGCCGCAUUUCCAGUCAGGGCCAGCAGGUCACUGGUUACCCCCACAAUGAUACCAACAACCAGUGGCAGAUUGUGCCUGGUGUGCCUCUUGUUGACCCCUCCAAGCCCCAGAGCGUGCGAAACGGCGAUGUUAUCCAGCUCCGCCACCUUGGAACCGAGAGCUACCUCCUGACCCACGAUGUCGCCUCUCCAUUCUUCCCCACCAACCAGGAGUUCACCACGGUCUCUCAAGAGCUAGCGGACGGUGAGCGUCACAACGAUACUCUGUUCGAGCUCAAGAUCGAGUCAGCCAAGGCCAACCAGGAAUUCCGAACUCUUGCUAGCUUGUUCAAGUUGGUUCACGUUCCCACUCGCGUGGCUCUGUGGACACACACGACUCCCUUGCCUGAGUGGGGUUACAAGCAGGCGGAGAUCAACGGAAACAAGAACAUCCUUCAGUCCAGCAACGCGUGGUAUGUCGAGAACAUUGAGAACUUGGCUGAGGAUAGCCCUCGCCUGGUCAAGGAGGAGCGUAAGGUCAAGACUUUGCCCUUCCUGCGCAAGUAUUUCGAGCUCCAGGGUGCCAUGUUCCACCACAACAAUGCUCUUACCAGCAGCCACCCCUACGCUACUGAGCCCUUCCAGUGGCCCUUCCUGCUCCGCGGUGUGAGCUUCUGGACCAAGAACGAUACUCGCGAGCAGAUUUACUUCCUGGGUAACCCCAUUGGAUGGUGGAUUGCUAGCAGUAUCCUGGCUGUGUUUGCCGGUAUUGUUGGUGCCGAUCAGCUUUCGCUCCGCCGCGGUGUCGAUGCAUUGGAAGAAAUCUGGGGCCCCGGCACUCGCUCGCGCCUGUACAACAGCACCGGAUUCUUGUUCCUUUGCUGGGCCGCUCACUUCUUCCCCUUCUGGCUGAUGGGUCGUCAGCGCUUCCUGCACCACUACUUGCCCUCUCACCUGGCAUCUACGAUGGUCUGCGGAGCUCUGGUUGAGUUCAUCUUCAACCUGCAGCCCCUCGACCCCCGCACUGCCCUCCCUCCCACUGACGACCCCACCGGCAAGUCCAAGGCUCAGUCCGUCAGCAGCCUGCGCCGCUUCGUCACCGCUCGGGAGCGUAUGGGCUGCAAGUCCCUCAUUGCAGGCUGGAUCGCUACCCUGGCCAUCCUGGCCGCCACGAUCUGGGGCUUCCUCUUCUACGCCCCGCUGACCUACGGUACCCCCGGUCUGGACGUGGCGGGCGUGACGGCCCGCAAGUGGCUGAACUAUGACCUGCACUUUGCCAAAUAA
Messenger RNA from Penicillium brevicompactum, 2328 nucleotides. It is a transcript of the gene pmt4, whose product is annotated as dolichyl-phosphate-mannose-protein mannosyltransferase. Gene Ontology annotation, biological process: protein O-linked glycosylation via mannose. Lineage: Eukaryota; Fungi; Ascomycota; Eurotiomycetes; Eurotiales; Aspergillaceae. Gene Ontology annotation, cellular component: membrane; endoplasmic reticulum. The transcript is spliced from 3 exons. Bases 1 to 2328 code for a protein of 775 amino acids. Gene Ontology annotation, molecular function: dolichyl-phosphate-mannose-protein mannosyltransferase activity. The record is from RefSeq and is a predicted model, not a curated record.